CUCACGUCCCUCUUAUUCUCUCUCCUCUGCCCCCUUUACCCUUCAGGGCAGCUGCUUUUGCAGAGAAGAAUCGUGGCAAGGUGGUUGGUGGCUUACCUGAUGUGGUGACCAUAAUGGAGGGCAAGACCUUGAAUCUGACCUGCACGGUGUUUGGAAACCCUGACCCUGAAGUGGUGUGGUUCAAGAAUGACAAGGACAUCGAGCUCAGCGACCACUUUUCCGUCAAGGUGGAGCAGGCCAAGUACGUCAGCUUGACCAUCAAGGGCGUGACCUCUGAGGAUUCGGGCAAGUACAGCAUGAACGUCAAGAACAAGUAUGGAGGUGAGAAGAUCGACUUGACCAUCAGCGUGUACAAACACGGGGAAAAGAUCCCAGACGUGUUGCCGCCCCAGCAGGCCAAGCCAAAGCUCAUACCAGCGUCCACCUCCGAAUAAAGGGAGUAGCCGCUGGAGUUGGAAAAGAUGCUUGAAAGUCAUAGGAAUGCUGUGUGCUCGUUCCAGAGGAGGGACGACGGUCUGAGUGAUGU
Molecule: messenger RNA, 526 nt
Organism: Ceratotherium simum simum (southern white rhinoceros)
Lineage: Eukaryota; Metazoa; Chordata; Mammalia; Perissodactyla; Rhinocerotidae
Source: RefSeq, a predicted model, not a curated record